AUGGAUGGAUACUACAAUGGCAGCGGUUAUGGCAAUAUCUACGCUCAGGGGUCAUCGCAGGGUAACAGCUACGGUUACGGUUCCUCUGGGAUGUUCACGAACGAAGGUUGCUCCAAUGGAAGUUGCGCCAAUGGUAGCUGCUCAAACGGCAGCUGCUCUAUGGGGAGUUGUUCGAACGGCAGCUGCUCCAAUGGAAGCUGCCUCAACGGUAGUUGCUCCAACAGAAGCUGUAUCUCCGGCCGGUGCACACGCAUGUCGGCAGGAGGUCAAUUUGGCGGCAGCUACUGUUCCGGUGGCAACUACGGACGCGGUGCCUCGGGCAGAUCGGGAGGUAAACCAGCGUGGAACUCAAAUUGGAAUGGACGCCAGCACUAA
Messenger RNA from Drosophila guanche, 375 nucleotides. RefSeq names its product eggshell protein. The record is from RefSeq and is a predicted model, not a curated record. NCBI's taxonomy places the organism in Eukaryota, Metazoa, Arthropoda, Insecta, Diptera, Drosophilidae. The transcript has a single exon. The coding region runs from base 1 to 375 and encodes 124 amino acids.